CGUAAACUGUUUGUGUAAGAGAGCGAAGAGUGGUCUUUGAAACAGUCCCUAAGCGCCAUCUAUAAUUAAUGUUGGUAAACGUGUCGCAUUAAUAUAUAGCUGACGAUCCUGAAUUAACUCGUCCCAUUAUCAAUAAUCCGGAUAGGAACUUGAUCUCUUAAAAUGUCUGAAUUACAACUAUCAGAAGAACAGGUUGCAGAAUUUAAGGAAGCUUUUAGUUUGUUUGAUAAAGAUGGCGAUGGGUGUAUAACAACGAAGGAACUAGGAACUGUGAUGAGGUCACUAGGUCAGAAUCCUACAGAAACGGAAUUACAAGACAUGAUUAAUGAGGUGGAUGCAGACGGAAAUGGUACAAUAGAUUUUCCUGAAUUUUUGACAAUGAUGGCGCGAAAAAUGAAGGAGACAGAUUCAGAGGAUGAACUUAGGGAAGCUUUCAAAGUGUUUGAUAAGGAUGGCAAUGGAUUUAUAAGUGCCGCGGAAUUACGUCACGUGAUGCGAAAUCUUGGUGAAAGAUUGACGGAUGAAGAGGUUGAUGAAAUGAUUAAAGAAGCUGACAUCGAUGGAGACGGCCAGGUUAAUUACGAAGAAUUUGUUUCAAUGAUGAUGGGAGAAAAAAGUCAACAACAACAGAGUAAUAAAUGAAAGCGGAAACGGAAGUCGUUCAUUUUUCUACUGCUGAUAGUCAUAGUUUUGAGUUCAAAUCGCACACAAAAUAGGAAAAAGUUUUAGUUAGAUUUACAACACAAUAGAGAGGAGGUUCCAAUUUAAUUAUACUGCAUCAUGCAAACUACAAGCCAGACUCUACCGAUAGAUAUAUUCUUAGUCAACUAGGUUCAAUAAACAUGCAUGGCAUUUAUAUGAAAGGAAAUUUAUUCCCAACUGAAAGCCAUGAUGUAUAUUGCUACAAAUCUGUCCAGCGUAAUUGAUUUGAAAAGGACUACAUUUGUAUUACUAAUGCUUUGAUUUUUGUGAUACUUACAAAAAAAUAACAUAGUGUCCGUUAUUCUCAUAUUGGUUAAAUUUUUCAACAUCAACAUGACCAUUUUUCCUUUAUUUAAAUUGGCUUAUAUUUCGAAAACGGUGCUCAUGUAAACAUCAACAUUUAAAGUUAUGUUGUAAAAGGACCUUUAUGUUAUGUGAAAAUGACUCUUUCGUCUGUUUAGUUCAUCAUUUCCUAUUAAGCAUGAGUAGGAGUAUGAUCUAAUCUGUUGGAGUUCUAUUAAUCUUUAAAAUAAAUUAUUCAAAUUCAAUUCCGUUAAUACAUUGGUUGGGUUGCAGUGCUUCUUGAUAUUUAUCUAUGCGUUGUUAAGUUUCCAACUUUUUACAUUUGAAUUUAUAGUUCUUUAAUUGACAAUUAAAAUUUAAUGGCUGUUCUAGUCAUGAAAAAUACAUUCCAAUGUAUAGAAUAUCUUGUGCAGUACUACUAUCGAGACCGAAUGGCUAACUAUGUAUCAUUAGAUCUUCAAAAAUGUGUGAGUUCUGAUAACAGUAGUAUUCAUAUAGAUGAGAUGUCCAAUGAUCUACUAGAUAAUGAAAAUCUGGGAUUUAAAUAAAUUAUUUUUUAAGAUUUAUAGAAUUGAAACAAACUCCUUAGUUACACGUAUUGAACACAUUUUUUUACAAUUAGUAUCAUCUUCAUUUUGUAUAUUCCAUUUAAUUACAUUGAAUAAAGAAAUGAUUUUUA
Molecule: messenger RNA, 1684 nt
Organism: Mytilus trossulus (common blue mussel)
Lineage: Eukaryota; Metazoa; Mollusca; Bivalvia; Mytilida; Mytilidae
Product: calmodulin-A-like
Exons: 5
Coding region: 163-642 (159 amino acids)
Molecular function (GO): enzyme regulator activity; calcium ion binding
Source: RefSeq, a predicted model, not a curated record